GGAUUUAGCAAUGUUUUAGCAUGGUUCACCAAUAAUUGCUGUAUGUUUAAGUCAUCAUAUUCAAACGCGCGUUAUUAGUGUUUAUUUUAACAUGCAAUAACACAGAAGCGACGCGAUAGGCGUCUGUAGACACGAGGCAUAACCAUUGCAGAUUUACGAUUGCUUGUGUAAAUAGGCUACGAAAUUGCUUGUUUGGCGUUUUGCCAUGUGACUUCCGAAUUGAUGGGUUGAUUUGAGAUGAAGGCUAUUUGGCCAACCAAAGGAGUGAUUUGCCGCGAUGCAUGGGCCGGAGAGUAGGGCUACUACUCAUUGCGCGGAGGUUAAAGUUCCCCAUUCCACCGACGCUGACCUUAAUUUGAAAACUUGGGAGAGAGGUAUCCAUGACCCUGGAGCAGCUGUGAGGUCUAAAUUCAGCGAUUAAAUCAGAGAUGGAGAAAUACUUGGAGCCACACGGACUACUUGAGGACAAGAAGUUUGCGAGGGGCGGUUCCGCAAUGCUUGAUCAGUCCGGCCAGGGACAAGUUUCCCCGUAUGGCCUGAACACGAGCGCCUUCCUCCCAGACGUCACCUACCUUCGGACCGGUCUGUGUCGGCCCGUGACACCGGCCAUGGCCCAAAUCAAGUCCGAGCCCGUUGAGUCAGUCCUGUAUCCCAGCUGCCCCAGCUCUCUGGCUUCAGCCGCCCACCACCACCCCGACUACACCAGUCUCUUCAGCCCCGCUUCGGACGCGGGGGGCAACAACAACGUCUUCAUCAAACAGGAGGCUAUUGCCCCUGCUCUCGACUUUCACGACAUCCCUUUGUUUCAGCUUUUGAAUUCGGAACUGGACACGUUUGCACCCGCUAGUGCCCUGUGCGCCGACCCACACGGAAGUCUGUCCUCUUCGAUGUCCACUUUCGGCAGUCUACACCCAGGAGACCAGUCCAUGGCCAGCAAGGCCAUGUGUGGUGGUGUACACAGCAGGGGAUACACACCAUCAGCCAGCCAGUACCCACAGCUCCAGCAGAAGCCAGGAUACCUGCCCCCGUCGCCCCCGAGUUCGGAGCCUGGGAGCCCAGACAGGUGCAAAGACCUGCUCCAGAACCUGUCCCCGCCGCCCUCCUACGCAGCCAGCAUGGCGUCGAAACUGGUAGUGCAGAGUCCCUGCCUCGCGGGCGCAACCAUGACCGCACCCAACCCAGCACCAACGCUUACCCAGGGGAUGCCUAUGAGGUACAACCGCAGGAACAACCCUGAUCUCGACAAGCGACGGAUACAUCACUGUGACAUGCCAGGUUGUAAGAAAGUCUACACAAAGUCAUCCCAUUUGAAAGCUCAUUUGCGGACGCACACGGGAGAGAAGCCGUACAAGUGCUCGUGGGAGGGUUGUGACUGGCGCUUCGCCCGCUCUGACGAGCUGACGCGCCACUUCAGGAAGCACACGGGGGCCAAGCCCUUCCAGUGCUCCGUCUGCAGCCGCAGCUUCUCGCGCUCCGACCACCUGGCCCUCCACAUGAAGAGACACCAGAACUAGCACCACUGCCCCUCUCGCUUUUAAUUAAUCUACAGGUGGAUGGGGGUGGGAUCGGGCGUAGCUAGUUCCGCAGGUACGAAGGCCCCAGCAGUAGGUGUCCGCAGCGUAGCGUGAACAUUGACUGGGGGGACAAAUUGUUGACAGUGCUGGCUGUUAUGUUGGCUGUGAUCCACUCCAAGGCGGACUUUGCCUGCUUGAGGUCCUUCGGGUGUGCCAGGGCUUGUCGUGGAAGCUCUUUGUGGAUUGUUGCCUACACUGGGAUAUUCACUGUUCAACAGGAACCAUAUGCUUAUCAUGAUUUUCUGCCAUGUCUGUUUGGUUUUUUUGAAGCUCCAUUAUGACUUGUCAUUGGCUCUCCGUAUUAGGCUGUAGUACUCGCCCACUCAUGUUCAUGUGUUUCAUUAAUAUUUAAAUGUGCCUUUUGAUAAAGACAUCUGGCCUUACAUUAAUGUUUAGUUUGUUACAAAUUAUUCAUUUUUAUCUUAUUGUCAGCUGUACAUUUCUGAGUUAAGUCAGCCAUUAUGUGUAAAGCCAACAGCUGGGGGUGGGUCUAAAAGAGGUGUGUAUGUGUGCAGUCUAACUAAUCUUUCCUUCUGAAUGGAACUUUCAUCUUGUAUCAUUCAUCCUGCUUUCUGAAUUCAUCCUUUCAUUUCUAAUGAGAGUACAACCCUCAUUUGGGAAUGACCGUGAACUAUAAAAAGGUCUUCCAUGGAUGAACAAAUUAACAUCACCACCCAAGAAGCAACCUUAGACUCGGACCAUUAAAUCACAAAUUCCAUAUUAACCACUCUGUUGCCGCUGCAUUUGGCCUUUGGUACCAAAGAGUGAACUUGAUCAUCUUCCCAUGUCUGAGUUUAUUUUAAUAUUUCAGCCACUUAGCACGUGUCCGCAUACUCAAGUAAUGGACUGAACUAACAUAUCGUAUACCUAGUACCACACUAGGAGUGAUUGAAACAGUUCUCAUAAUAUUUUCUCUCAUUGUUCCCUCAUGUUUGAUGGGAACACUGUUCACAUGAAGAGGUCUGGCUGUUGCGUUACUUAACUCGUAAUCAAGCUAUCAGAGGCCUUUCCUUAGCCACUUUCAGUAGUGUGCAUACGGUGUGACAGUGCAUGUGUUCCCUGGCCAAUUAAUGCCCAUGACCUUCACGUGUUCAGUCCUGCCCAGAUGGCCCUCGACUCUGGUACUGAUCUGGCCCGUAUCAGCCAGUAGUACCCGCAAAUCCAAAUCCAUCGACAUCUCGAUGCCGACCACCCAGAAGGUCUGAGAGUAUGAGCAUAUGUGGGAUUGACUAGAAUUGAAUGUGUACAUUUCAGGAUUUUGACCCUCAGUUGUUGCUAGGCAGAUGAGACCAGACUUGUUCCAACAUAGCAAUUGUUUGGCCUCCCAUUGGAUGACAUGGCUGCAGACAACCUCCAUAUCACAACCCAGUGUGCUGUUCUGUUGAAAAUAUUUUUUCUUUUUCAGUUUCUGUUAUGCCACAUGUAUGUUUCAGAAGGCAGAGAAUACCCUCAAGUCCUUUGUUACAUUUAAAAGAUAGAAUACACUGCAAUACAGCCAAUAGUCACUAUCAACAUACCGCUUCAUUUACAUAGAAAGAUAUAUAGAAAAUAGUGUAGAUUUUCUAAGGUUUAUUUUUACUUAUUGCUAAAGUUUAUGAAAUGUGUCUUUCUCAAAGCCAGUCUUUUAGUUUUACACCAAUGUACUAAGUGUAAAGUUAUUAGACUGAUGCUCAGGUAGAUGAUUGGUUGUAUCAUCUGCAAAAAUAUGUUAUUUUAGGUGCUUUAAAUUGUUUUAGGUGUAAAUAUAAUAAUGUAUUUAUUUUAUUUUUUAUUAUGUAUGGGCUGCCAUUUUCUAUUCUGCAAAAACCAUGUUGUGAUUUCUACUAAACUCAUAAUGUCUGCCUUGGUGAGAUGCCUUUUGCAAAAAAAAAAAAAAAUAAGAAGACAGUGGUUUUGGCAUAUUGGUUUUGGCAGAGGAACAAAUAGCUGAUUGUUUAUGUCAUCCUGUGAGUGUGAAUACUAAAAGUGUGUACUCUC
Clupea harengus (Atlantic herring) is the source of this 3551-nucleotide messenger RNA. It is a transcript of the gene klf5b, whose product is annotated as KLF transcription factor 5b. Gene Ontology annotation, molecular function: DNA-binding transcription factor activity, RNA polymerase II-specific; RNA polymerase II cis-regulatory region sequence-specific DNA binding. Gene Ontology annotation, biological process: regulation of transcription by RNA polymerase II. The record is from RefSeq and is a predicted model, not a curated record. Lineage: Eukaryota; Metazoa; Chordata; Actinopteri; Clupeiformes; Clupeidae.